GCAGCAGAAAAACUGUCAGCUGGAAAAUGAUGGAAGCUGCAAAUGGGUCAAAGUCAAAACAAAACUGACCAUUUUUCGUGAAAUUUGCUAAAAAUGGGCCGACGGGAGCGUCGAAUUGCGUGCAGACGCCGAAUCGGAUCAACCAACCCUUGAUGAUUUGUUCGGCGCCCGACGGCCGGUGGUGAGCCGAGAACUCGGUGCGACUGCAGAUUACAUCACACCCUUGAAUUGCGAGAUGAACAGCCUGGACCCGGCCAGUCCGGCCCUGGGCGUGCCCUUCCUGCGCACCAUCGAGUGGGAGAUGAUGGACAAGAGCAAGUUCUUCCCCCUCAGCAUGAUGAGUUCGUUCAGUGUACGGUGCGCCCUAUACCCAUUGACGGUGGUCAAGACCAGACUGCAGAUCCAGAGACACAACGAGGCCUACAAGGGCAUGAUGGACGCGUGCAUCCAGAUCAGGAAGAGCGAAGGAAUGAGGGGACUCUACAAGGGCUUUUGGGUGAGUGCAGCGCAGCUCAUUUCUGGUGUCUUCUACAUCUCGACGUACGAAGGUGUUCGUCACAUCCUGAAGGAGCGCGAGUUGGUCUCGGACUCGCGGAUCCGAGGGAUGGUCGGAGGCGCCGCUGCCUCUCUGGUGGGCCAGAGCAUUGUGGUGCCCUUUGACGUCAUUUCCCAGCACAUCAUGAUCCUCGGACAAGCCAAAGGUAUAUUUGGUUUGGUCAAAUAUUUGUUUUUACAUUUUAAUAACAUUCCAAAUGUAGGUGCUAGUCAUGCCACAAACCCGCUGGGUGUGGUUGUUGAAGGACGAACCAAAUUCCAAAUCGCCGCCUACGUCACUGCCGAAAUUUACCGAAGGGAUGGGUUGAAGGGUUACUACAGAGGAUACACUGCUUCGUUGUGCACAUACGUACCUAACUCAGCCAUGUGGUGGCUACUUUACCAUUUUUACCAAGAUGAAUUGCACCGGUUGCUUCCGUCAGGGUGCUCCCACCUGAUGAUUCAGUGCAUAUCCGGCACAAUGGGUGGCUUCACAACGACCUUGCUGACCAACCCGCUGGACAUUGUGCGGGCGCGGCUGCAGGUGCAGCGGAUCGGCUCGAUGUCGCGCACCUUCCGCGAACUCUGGGCCGAGGAGGGGAUGCGCAUCUUCAGCAAGGGGCUGAGCGCCCGGCUGGUGCAGUCAGCCGUCUACUCGUUCGCCAUCAUCCUCAGUUACGAGAGCAUCAAGAGACUCAGCAUCAACGACGAGUACCGAGAUCUCGUCCGCUGGUGAGAUGCGCCUUUGUUUUCAAACUUUUGGUUCUACCUCCUCAGUUUUUAUGUGACCCCACAUAAGGAUGACGUUUCGUGUUCGUAGAUCAGUUGAUUCAACGACUCCUUCGACGCUUGUCUUCAUUUUGGAUUGCUUCCAAGGUGUUGAUAAUUUUUUUUGUCUAUUGAAUUUAUCACUUUUAAUUUUUGUUCAAUCUGACAAUUUUGUUUGUCUGAUAAUUAAGUUUUAAAUUUUGGCCCCUGUCAAUUUUUGACACCUAUCUAAAUUUGCUCAGCAUUGAGGAAAAGUAAAUAUACCGUUCAUUGCCAGGUUUCUGUAAUCUAGUUAUACAUUAUAUACUUGUAGUCUGCUGGUUCAGGCACAGAAUAACACUUUUACCAAAAUAAUUUUAUGGAUUAUUAGGAAGAAACAUAGUUCUCUGACGACUUUUUACAUUUUAUUGGAGCCCGGUUGAUUUCCUUCAAUUGUGAUACAGGGCUGAGAGACACAAACACCUGUAAAUUUUGUUAUGAAGCAGCUGGUUUCAAAAGUUGUUUGAAGUCGAGAAACUUUAUAGUUGUGAUAGAAGAAAAACUAUUUUUAUUUUUAACUUUUUUUGUCAUUUUGCCACCAUUGUGUUGAAAAUUUACUUCUUGUUGGAUUUUCUGCAAUAAACUGUGACAGUUGAGUCAGCUUAUUUAUUGAUAAA
Messenger RNA from Neocloeon triangulifer, 1958 nucleotides. Its product is annotated as solute carrier family 25 member 44. Lineage: Eukaryota; Metazoa; Arthropoda; Insecta; Ephemeroptera; Baetidae. Gene Ontology annotation, cellular component: mitochondrion. Gene Ontology annotation, molecular function: branched-chain amino acid transmembrane transporter activity. Gene Ontology annotation, biological process: branched-chain amino acid catabolic process. The coding region runs from base 236 to 1270 and encodes 344 amino acids. The transcript is spliced from 4 exons. The record is from RefSeq and is a predicted model, not a curated record.